Hylaeus volcanicus is the source of this 3956-nucleotide messenger RNA. RefSeq names its product homeobox protein homothorax (gene hth). Gene Ontology annotation, biological process: animal organ morphogenesis; positive regulation of cell population proliferation; embryonic pattern specification. The transcript has 15 exons. The record is from RefSeq and is a predicted model, not a curated record. Gene Ontology annotation, molecular function: RNA polymerase II cis-regulatory region sequence-specific DNA binding; DNA-binding transcription activator activity, RNA polymerase II-specific. Lineage: Eukaryota; Metazoa; Arthropoda; Insecta; Hymenoptera; Colletidae. The coding region runs from base 1600 to 3054 and encodes 484 amino acids.
CAGGAUCUAAAACCGCGCUAGGCGCUGCUCUCCACGCUCGCUCGGGUCGCUCUUCUCUUACCCGUGGAUAUACCCGGUGCUUUUUCGUGGGGGAAGAACUCGAAACACGCAUAUCCCUGUGGCUGCCUUUGCCCGCGCGCAACAUAUACACCGACCUACCGCCUUCUGUCCGCCCGGAGUUACGAGUGGCACACGCAGUAGUAGUUACGGUCAGGGAGGAGGGUCGGCCGCCGUCUACGCGGACAGCUCUCUCGCGCGUCUCCUCUUCUCUCUCUGCGCGACACCGGUUCGUUCAGUAAUCGCCGCGAGGAGGAACGCGCUUCUUCUUACGCGACUCCGUCGUCGACCCCGGGUUUUUGCCUUUAUCGAAGGGAUAUCAGUUUCGACGCGUACGCCGGUUGUGUGCGUCGAUCCCGCGCGCACGUUCGAACUACGCGCACGAUCCAUCGAUCGAUCGGUCGUGGCAACGCCGCCCGGAUUUAAAGCGCCAAGUGGACUGUUUUUCCCCCCUUGGGUGGCAGAGUGCUUACGAGCUACGCCGAGACACGGGUCACGGCUGUUCUCAGUGUAAACGGAGUCCCUCGCGCGCGAACGUGUCCCUUUAAUCUGGUCCGACUCCGUUUCCCCCCUGCUGCGUAGUGGAACCGCGGGACGACGCGUUGACUUGGCGCCAAUACUCGAAGGAUGUAACAGCCGAGCAUCGUCAGUGACCAUACAAAACCGGGGGUGUUUUGCGUCGUUUGUGAAACAGUGCUCCGAUCAACGGGACGCGGUACAGUGGACAAGAGCAGCCCCGACCAAUAAUUACGUGAUUAGCGAUCGUGUUCGUUAGUGAUCCGUCGGGUUUCGGUUUCGGAGCAGCGCAAACGCGAGUUCUAUCCGUCGGUGAUCGAGUAGUCUCUACCGCGAAUUAUUCGUACCAAGUCUCGUCUAACACGACCCAGAAGAAUCUAGUUACCUGAGUUACGCUCCAUUAAAUUCGAGGAACGAUACAGAGGAUUCCCAGCGUGCGCAUGAGAGACCACGUGCUCAAGUGAUCAGAGAGGAUAAUGUCGCGGCAGUGACGCCACGCAGAGGCAAGGUCUCUGGGCGUCUGGUCAGCGGGUACUUCCGGCGUUGGCCGCGACGAUGAGGAAGCACGCGUGUCCGGCCGUAGCCGUGGUCCUCCUGCAGCGUUCAAGCGUGCGUCCCGAGCUCUGCUGACGCUCGCUCCGAUUCAUCGCCGUGUCACAGCGUCUCGUCGUCGGUCGACUCGGAUCCGGGGUUCGUCGAGGGCCGACGGUGCCGCCUCAUUUCAGCGUCCAUCAGCCCCGAACGGGAACGGGACGACGUCUCUGCACGCCGUCGGGUCGGCGAACGACCCGCGAACAUCGCCAAGGACUCACUGCCGACGGCCACCAGCGGAUUUUCACCUGUGCAUCUGGGCUCCAGACGAGGCUGAACGCGCGAUCAUAAGUGCGACGCACGGGCAUACGCCGCGAAUAGUGCGGGAAUCGCGUGUGUGUGUGUGAGAGAAGUGGUUACUUGCUUAUACUGUGGGAAAAUACAGCCGCUACGGUGGCUCAGCACGCAGAGUUCCCCGGCGCGGCCAGGGCGUUCAUGGCGCAGCCAAGGUACGACGAUGGCGGGCUGCACGCGAGUUACCUCGAGGGCGGAGGUGGCGGCGGUGGUGCAGGGCUGUACGACCCGCACGGGAGCGCCCGGGGUGUACCAGGCCUCCAUCACAGUCCACACCUCGGGGGUAUGGGACCAGCGCACCCCCAGUACCCUCCGCCACCGCCACAGCCACCCCAGCAUGUACUCGCGGCGGCGGCCGCGGCUGCUGCGUCUGCGGUGCCUGAUGUCCACAAACGCGACAAGGACGCCAUCUACGGACACCCCCUGUUCCCGCUUCUCGCGUUGAUCUUCGAGAAGUGCGAGCUGGCGACGUGUACACCUCGUGAACCAGGUGUCGCGGGCGGUGACGUGUGCUCGUCAGAGAGCUUCAACGAGGACAUCGCUGUCUUCUCCAAACAGAUCAGACAAGAGAAACCCUACUACAUCGCGGAUCCGGAGGUGGACUCGCUGAUGGUCCAGGCGAUCCAAGUCCUCCGGUUUCACCUCCUCGAGCUCGAAAAGGUUCACGAGCUGUGCGACAACUUCUGCCACCGGUACAUCAGCUGCCUGAAGGGCAAAAUGCCGAUCGACCUGGUGAUCGACGACAGGGAGAGCUCGAAACCCCCCGAGAUCGGUAACGGUCUGGACGGUGGCGGACCGAGAAGCACCGCGGACAGCACCAGCCACACGGACGGAGCCAGCACGCCGGACGUCAGGCCACCCUCUUCGUCGCUCUCGUACCCCGGAGCGGGUGGAAACGACGAUGCACGUAGCCCCGGAAGCGGGGGCACGCCAGGACCCCUCAGUCAGCAAGCGCCCACCAGUCUGGACUCUUCGGAUCCCGACGCCAUGGGUAAGUGUUGGCGACUCGAUUCUCCUGGCUGGAUCCGUGGCCGCAGUAAAUGGUGUCCGCGUAGGGAAUGGAGUUCGCCGCCAGACGCGCAGCGAGCGGCUAGCGACGCGCGUCGUGGCGUUCUUUACUCUUCCGUCUUCCUCGGUAGUCCCGGUGACGCGAGUAACGCGAGUAUCGGCAGCGGCGAGGGCACCGGCGAGGAAGACGACGAUUCUACGGGUAAGAAGAACCAGAAGAAGAGGGGUAUCUUCCCCAAGGUCGCGACCAACAUCCUCAGGGCGUGGCUGUUUCAACACCUCACGCAUCCGUACCCUUCGGAAGACCAGAAGAAGCAGCUGGCACAGGACACGGGGUUGACGAUCCUUCAAGUUAACAACUGGUUCAUCAACGCGAGGCGUAGAAUCGUCCAGCCAAUGAUCGACCAGAGCAAUCGAGCCGUGUUUCCACCAUUGUCCGCAGGUCCGAGCGGGGCGUACAGUCCGGAUGCGACGAUGGGCUACAUGAUGGACGGACAGGCGGCGAGCAUGAUGCACCGGCCGCCUGGCGAUCCCACCUUCCACAAUCAGUACCAUUACCCGCCAGAGUACUAUGGACAUCACUUAUAAAGCAGUAGUCGCUAGUAGACGAUGGAAUGACGGUCCUUGCGGAACGGGAAACAUGGAAGCGUGACGGAGGCACCGUGCUCCGAUCUGGCGUUGAAGCAGGGGGUGAAUCAGCGUGGGUGGACGACUUCUCGGCCACGCUGCGCCUCGAGACACGCGGUGUCGGACGCUCGGUACGGAGAUGCUCUGGAUACUCUGGAAGCAGCCAUCGAUCGAGGCUGAUCGAGGAAUCCCAAGGAAGAAAAAUCUCCGUGAACGAUUAAACGAGAAUGGCCCGACGCGUUUAGGAUGGCGUCGAGACGCGGGAUACCGGAAGCAAGGUUGGCGAAGGGAAGAAGAGGGUAGUGCGGCUUCGACGAACGUGGGACGAGGAGCCGCGUGGAAAUUCAUGUGAUUGUUCUGUGUACAAAUGUCGCGGUGUAAUAUUUGUAGUGAUCGAAGAAUUUAAAUGUUAAAUUUUAAUACCGGUCGAGCUAUAAUUAACGAAAAUGGGAGAAGAACAACGGGGAGGGGGGUCAAAGGGGAUGAAGUAACACGAGUGAUAUAGGCAAUUUAGCGGGCGUGUACAUUAAAGGGAAGAUAAAGAAAGAGAUGGUGAGAGAAAACGAGAGAAGAAACCCGGUGCUCGCACGGAUCCGUGAUAGAUAGGGAUCGUUCACUGUGCAAAAUGGCGACGGAGAAACGCAUAGAACGAAAACGGUGGUUGCAGGAGGAAUGGUGACCAGGGACGGAAAAAAAUAAGAUCGAGUAAUGUAUAUAUAUAUACACAAACAGGCGCGCGUGUGCGCAUAGCAGUGACGCAUCCAUGUGUAUAGAUAUAUACGGUUAUAUAAAUAAAUAUAAAUAGAGAAAAGAAUUUUAGAGGCGCGGUGUUUAAAAGGAGUAAAAAGUCGAUGAACGAAGGG